AAUCUCUUUCCACCAUACAAUUCUUCUAUGUUUAGAUUUAGCUUUGUACAGUAAAACAAGAAUGAAUAAAUUUGCAUGUAGUCAAAAUGCCUUGGUGGGUUUUGGAGAGAUUUCUGAGUCUAAUGGUGUUGUUUGCCCUAAACCUCAUAAGGGUGGGCCCUUCAUCACAAAUCCUCCAUUGCUGCAAAUCAACAGUCAAGAAGUGGAGGAUUGUGAUUUGAAAGCUGGAACUGAGCUUCUGGAUAUGAUACUCACCAAGGGGAGGUAUGAUGUUGAGGAUUCCAAUUUUCAGUUGGGUUCAUCUCCACCAUUUUUUUGUGGGUCCCCACCUAGUAGGGCCUCAAAUCCCCUGAUUCAAGAUUCGCACUUUGGUAACAACAACUUUUUACCUAUACCACCAGUUCCAGAAUCACCUUCACCACCGCCACCUUUCUCCUCCUCGGAUCGUGUGACCAGAGGUGGCUGCAUUCGUGGGAAGUUCGGUAACAAUUCAACUCCUGUGAGGAUCGAAGGUUUCAAUUGCCGCGGCAUCUCUGCUGUCGCUUAGGUAUAUAAUGACAAAAAAGGACGAGGAAAGAAGAGAGAAUUUUGGAGAGAGUGUGCAAGAAACCAAGUCCGAUUCGGUUAGCUUUGUGUAUAUAUUAUUGAGUGAAAAAAGAGGGUGGUCAGAGUCUUUUUUUGCUGAUUUGCUGAUGAAUUUUGUUCUGCAACCAUUCAAAUACCUGAAAAAAGUGUAUAUUGUAAUGAGGUGAUGAAUGAGUGUCAAAUUGAGAAUAGGAAGCGAUAACUUGUAAACUUGAGGGAGCUCCAGAGGCUAAAAGAUUGUAAUCUUUACUCUGGGAGUAUUAGGAUUCUUUCCAGAAUUAGGCUAAUCUAUGAGCUGGGAAUAUUUAUAGUACAGUGUGAAGACUCAUAAACACUUCUUUGAUGCAACAUUUUCACAAGAGAAAAGAUGGGUCUUAGAAAUUCUUUUUAUUCCUUUCCAGUAAGCUACUGUAUUGUUAAUACUUCAGCUGUUUUGAUGGAAGCAGCAUGCCAUAAUGGGUCAUGUAACUAUUAAAGGGUUUGCUAAUAGAUACAGUUAUCAA
This is a messenger RNA of Lycium ferocissimum, 1088 nucleotides long. RefSeq lists its product as uncharacterized. The coding region runs from base 62 to 547 and encodes 161 amino acids. Lineage: Eukaryota; Viridiplantae; Streptophyta; Magnoliopsida; Solanales; Solanaceae. The transcript has 4 exons. The record is from RefSeq and is a predicted model, not a curated record.